GCGCGCGCACAAAGUUUGUGCCUGCGGGUGCGCGUCGGGCGGGCUCGCCCGGCUCCGGAGCGGCGGGUGGGCGGCCCGGGCGGAGAGCCCCGGGGCGGAGGGCCGCGCUGGCGGCGGCGGCGUCGCGAUGCGCCCCGCCGAGCCCGUCCCGCCGCGCUAGGUGAAGCGGCUCGACGAGCGCGGCCGCGGCCAUGGGCACCCUGGGCAAGGCGAGAGAGGCUCCGCGGAAACCUUCUCAUGGCUGCAGAGGUGCCCCUAAAGCAAAACUAGAGGCGAAGCCAGCCAGCAGCCCCUUCCCCUCCCACCCCAGCCUGGCCCAGAUCACCCAGUUCCGAAUGAUGGUGUCUCUGGGACAUUUGGCCAAAGGAGCCAGCCUGGACGAUCUCAUCGACAGCUGCAUUCAAUCCUUUGAUGCAGAUGGAAACCUGUGUCGAAGUAACCAGCUGUUGCAGGUCAUGCUGACCAUGCACCGGAUCAUCAUCUCCUCUGCGGAGCUGCUCCAGAAAGUGAUCACCCUGUAUAAGGAUGCCUUGUCCAAGAAGUCCCCAGGGCUGUGCCUGAGGAUCUGCUAUUUUGUAAGGUACUGGAUAACCGAAUUCUGGGUCAUGUUUAAAGUGGACGCCAGCUUGACAAACACUAUGGAGGAGUUCCAGGAGCUGGUGAGAGCCAGCGGUGAGGAGUCGCACUGCCGCCUGAUCGACACGACGCAAAUCAAUGCGCGUGACUGGUCGAGGAAACUGACUCAGAGGAUAAAAUCGAACACCAGCAAGAAGCGGAAAGUGUCCCUGCUCUUCGACCACCUGGAACCGGAGGAGCUGUCGGAGCACCUCACCUACCUUGAGUUCAAGUCCUUCCGGAGGAUAUCCUUCUCUGACUACCAGAACUACCUGGUGAACAGCUGCGUGAAGGAGAACCCCACCAUGGAGCGGUCCAUCGCCCUGUGCAACGGCGUCUCCCAGUGGGUGCAGCUGAUGGUGCUGAGCCGCCCCACCCCGCAGCUCCGCGCUGAGGUCUUCAGCAAGUUCAUCCAGGUGGCCCAGAAGCUCCACCAGCUACAGAACUUCAACACUCUGAUGGCUGUGAUAGGCGGCCUGUGUCACAGCUCCAUCUCCAGGCUCAAGGAGACCAGCUCACAUGUCCCACACGAAAUCAACAAGGUCCUGGGUGAGAUGACCGAGCUGCUGUCCUCCUGCAGAAACUAUGACAACUACCGGCGAGCCUAUGGGGAGUGCACCCACUUCAAGAUCCCCAUCCUGGGGGUGCACCUCAAGGACCUCAUCUCCCUGUACGAAGCCAUGCCCGACUACCUGGAGGAUGGGAAGGUGAAUGUCCACAAGCUGCUGGCCCUUUACAAUCAUAUCAACGAACUGGUCCAGCUGCAAGAGGUGGCCCCGCCCUUGGAAGCCAACAAGGACUUGGUGCACCUGCUGACGCUGUCCCUGGACCUCUACUACACGGAGGACGAGAUCUACGAGCUGUCCUACGCCCGGGAGCCAAGGAACCACAGAGCCCCGCCCCUAACCCCUUCCAAGCCACCCGUGGUAGUGGACUGGGCCUCUGGAGUAUCUCCCAAACCCGACCCAAAGACCAUCAGCAAACACGUCCAGAGGAUGGUGGAUUCUGUCUUCAAGAACUAUGACCAUGAUCAAGAUGGAUACAUUUCUCAGGAAGAAUUUGAAAAGAUUGCUGCAAGCUUCCCGUUUUCCUUCUGUGUGAUGGACAAGGACAGGGAAGGCCUCAUCAGCAGGGACGAGAUCACAGCCUACUUCAUGAGGGCCAGCUCCAUCUACUCCAAGCUGGGCCUGGGCUUUCCUCACAACUUCCAGGAGACGACCUACCUGAAGCCUACUUUCUGUGACAACUGCGCUGGAUUUCUCUGGGGAGUGAUCAAACAAGGAUAUCGCUGCAAAGACUGUGGGAUGAACUGCCACAAACAGUGCAAAGAGCUGGUGGUGUUCGAGUGCAAGAAGAGAGCGAAGGGCUCAGCGCUCACGGACAGCAGCACCUCUGCGGGCCCACCCUUCAGCCUCUGCUCCCUGGGCGCCAAGGACCUGCUCCACGUACCCGAGGAUGGACCUUUUACAUUCCCUAAUGGGGAGGCUGUGGAACAGAGUGAAGAGACGAGAGAUCGGACCAUCAUGCUGAUGGGCGUGUCCUCCCAGAAGAUCUCUGUGAGGCUGAAGAGAACUGUCGCCCACAAGGCCACGCAGACUGAGUCGGGGCCUUGCGCUGGCAGCGAGGGCCCUUCCGCACUGUGCUCCCCCAGGAAGGCAGCCCCGGGCACUCUGUACGUGCUUCCCAGCCCCACAUCUCCAUGCCCCAGCCCCGUUCUGGUCAGAAAGCGGGCUUUUGUCAAGUGGGAGAAUAAAGACUCCCUCAUCAAGUCAAAGGAGGAGCUCCGUCACCUCAGACUCCCAACCUACCAGGAGCUGGAACAGGAAAUAAAUACACUGAAAGCAGAUAAUGAUGCUCUAAAGAUCCAACUGAAAUACGCACAGAAGAAAAUAGAAAGCCUCCAACUUGCAAAAAGCAAUCACAUCGUAGCGCAGAUGGAACAGGGGGACUGUUCUUAGCCCAGAACCUCAAGAAGCACAAUCGGUAGAUAAGUGUAUCAGAGAUCUCAUUUUCCAAACCAGUCAACACAAAGACCAGGGAAGCUUAGAGUGACCAGCUUUAGAAAGGAAAGAAAAGCUAGUUAGUCUCCCCACCCCAACCCCUAAUGUGUGGCACUGUUUUCUCUUCCAGUCAGUUGAAUCAAAGGGGAGGAAAACUGAAGAAUACAAAAUUUUUGCCAUUCAUAUCAGAAACUUUUCCCCCUAAGACUAAUAGCAAAAGGGUAAUAAAAACAUGCCUAGUUUUCUGACAAGGUGGCUUUUCCUAUGUGGCCUGCUCGGCUGCUGCUUCCUUAGAACUAAAAUCCCUGGAAAAUGAAUUUGCUUCCUUCCCAGAGGUUUUCUGUGAGCUGAGGGCUGUAUUUUGUUCCAUCCAAAGCUUGCUUAUAAUAUUAAAAGUAGAUUCAUUUCCUCUACGUUCCAGCAUUCUUUAUGAAUCUGGUUCCCAAUUCACUACCUCAAAUCUAAUCAAUUAGCCUUCCCCCAUCCUUCCGCACUACACUCACUCACACACACACACGGAUAUCUACCUAGAACCGAACUUCUAGAAAUGUAGGUACAGAUUGUAGGGGCCUGUUAACCAACAUGACAUUAUCCAUUUGCAAAUCAUCUCAUAGUUUUAGUUUCAGAGUCAUAAGUAACCAAAUUAAAUACCUAAAAACACAGCUAUUACCAUCUCAUACAUGACUGGCUAAUUACCUAAAAUCAACAUAAUGCAAAACAUAUGUCCUCAUAUAAUCUAUAGUGAAUAGAAUUAGGACUUUAUGGCUGUUGUUAAAAACAGUUUGUUUAGCUUUUCAUGUGCUAUCUAUACCUUUUUUUUUAGUAACUAUUUUUGAGCUGAAUUUAUGUUUAUACUGCCUUCACUAUUACUACUUAGAAAUAAGCUAAUUGGAUCAGAGCCUUCAAUAACAGCUGACAGCGUGUACAUAUGUAUAUAUAUUAUAUACAAUAUCAGGCAUGCAUGUGACUUGGAAUUUUGUUUCCUCCUUCAUAAACUGUGGAAGUGAAUUACACAAAUUCACAAGUAUAAAGUUCAGUUUGUCAUAAGAUGAAGAUAUAAAUUGUACUAUUUGGCAAAAUCACAAGCAAGAACCCUGUGAGUUGUCUAUUAAUGAAGGUUAAUGAUAAAUAGGUUCAUUUAGUUGUCUGGGCAACUGUUCACAAAUUUCUUUGUCAGACUCCUUAUUUCUCUAAAAAGAUUCAUAUGAUCAUUUUCUUUUCCGGGAGGGGGGGGCAGGGGAGAACUUACCUUCCAUGUUUAGAAAGCCUGGUACCAAACUGACUUGAAAUUCAUAAGCAAGUUGGCCAACAUGCCAAGAAUAUAAUCCCAACAAUUAGAAAUUCCAAACCUAAAGCCAACACCAAGUCUUAACCAGAAUAGAGUACACGUACACAGUAUAGCCUAUGUGGAUAGUCAAACCAUUUAAGAAGUUUGAGGAAAGACUAGUUCCCCUUUGCAUACCUCCUUGUACUGACCUUCAGUGAUCAAGCUAGUGACUAGCUUUCCACUGGGUUUUAAAGAAUCCUAACUCAAAAAUCCCACCUGGUAAGUAAGCUUAUAGAAGCUAUUUUACUUUGCUACUUACCUUAUAUGGAACAUGAGUUUAUGAUAAUCUUUAAAAUUCAUAUUCUUUGCUAUUGAUCUUUACCUCUGCUAUAAACCAAAACCAGUACAGCUCAAUUUUCUUUAAACACAGCCAUGUAACACAAAUUUUUUCAUUCUCCUCCUCCUCUACCCAAAAUACACAUUCCAGGUUAGUUUCUAUGUGGGUAAUCUGUAGGAAUUCAAAAGGUAACUAGUCAAAUUAGCAAGCCUAGAGGGUCUAAGCAUUGCAGAACUUACCCCUGAAAUGGACAGGAAGCAGUAAUUUCAUCACAGGUUUUUACAGCCCAGCCAGAGCCAAAGAAGUACAGUGUGUAAAUUCAUAUUAUUUGUGUGGAAUCUACAGAACUAAUCUGGGACAGACUUUUGGUUGUUAAGUCUAGGAUACAAACUUUUGUGUCUUAUACUGACUUGAAAUAAGUUUGGGCAUAUAUUUACCUGCCAAAACAUUGACAAACUUUGUCAACAGCAAUGUCACUUCUUUUUUUUUUUUGGUAACUGACUUGCCUUUUUACUAUUUGUGAAUUUCUGUCUAAAGAUGUACUAUGUAAAA
Molecule: messenger RNA, 4771 nt
Organism: Molossus molossus (Pallas's mastiff bat)
Lineage: Eukaryota; Metazoa; Chordata; Mammalia; Chiroptera; Molossidae
Gene: RASGRP1
Product: RAS guanyl releasing protein 1
Exons: 17
Coding region: 192-2573 (793 amino acids)
Biological process (GO): positive regulation of GTPase activity; Ras protein signal transduction
Cellular component (GO): plasma membrane
Molecular function (GO): guanyl-nucleotide exchange factor activity; calcium ion binding
Source: RefSeq, a predicted model, not a curated record